This is a messenger RNA of Pomacea canaliculata, 998 nucleotides long. RefSeq names its product gastric triacylglycerol lipase-like. The transcript has 5 exons. The record is from RefSeq and is a predicted model, not a curated record. The coding region runs from base 233 to 679 and encodes 148 amino acids. Lineage: Eukaryota; Metazoa; Mollusca; Gastropoda; Architaenioglossa; Ampullariidae.
AUAGGUUUUGCUGGCUUCACCUCCAACAAAACGCUGGCUGCUAUGGUGAAACAGUUCUUCGCCCUGGCCCCCAUAGCCAAAGUCUACCACAUAAAGAGCCCCGUCCGUCUGUUGGCGCCCUGGGCACGUGACAUAAAUGCCUUUUACGAGUUACUUGGUCAUGGAGAGUUCCUGAAGUAUAACCGAAGACUAAUGGACAUUAUUGCUAAAGACGUUUGCGAAAGGCUCGGUGAUGACCUGUGUGAAAACUUACUCUUUGCAGCUUGUAGGAACGGACCGACUGCACUUCAACAUUACCAGGAUUCCUGUCUACGUUGCACACAACCCAGGUGGAACCUCAGCACAAAACAUGCUGCACUUUGCUCAGGGGGUGAACACAGACGCGUUCCAAAAAUUUGACUAUGGAUCUGCGAUUGAAAACAUGAAAUACUACAAUCAGACCACCCCACCUCUGUACCACGCGGAAGAUCUGCAUGUGCCGGUUAUGGUAUAUUCUGGCGGAAAUGACAGCCUCGCCGACAGAGAUGACAUAGAAUGGCUUUUGAACCAUCUUCCAGCAGCCAACCUUCUGGGGCACAUGACGUUUCCAGAAUGGGACCAUCUAGACUUCAUAUGGGCAUUUGAUGCAGCAAAGUAUUUGUACAGUGACAUCAUCAAGCGGAUAUUUAUGCCAUAUUGAACCUGCGCCAUGCUUGGAAAGUCGAUUCUUUGCUUACAUUUUUUUCUUCAGGUGUGAAGAGGGACAAAUACGCGGACAAAGCUGCAACGCAGGUCUUUCCUUUGAUCAUCAGUUAGAAGGAUUUUUUUUCCUAGUCUGGAUUUCAAAAUCACACGUAUUCUGACGAAGGAAUCGUGUUACUAAAUUUGUGCCCGAACUUAGUUACUUAGCAGACUUAAAAUUAACCUCUGGUAUUAAUAAUGCUUGUCAUUGGUCAAUACAUUAUAUUUUGUGUUCGAAUCACCAUGUUCAGUGAAUGUAUAAAGCAGUUUUCAACAUA